AUGGAUUCUUCUUCUUCCCUUCUAGAUUUUCCUCAUCUCCCUUCUGCCAGAGUUCCCCCAUCUCCUCUGCCUCAACGCAAUUGGAAUGCUAUUUUUUCUCCUAGUGUUCCCUCUUCCGACAAGCUGCACCUUUCUCACUUCCCUGAGGAACCUGAUAUUGUUCCUUUUUCUGGGGAAAAGUUGUCAACUGGAGCUGAAGACUGGAGUCGUUGUCUGGUUGGCUAUUCUAUUGGCCGGAGGCCUUAUUAUGAGGCUUUGCUUGGAGCGAUUAAAAAGACGUGGAAGCUCAAAGGUUCGUUAGAAAUGUUCUCGUUAAGUGAUGGUUUUUUCCUCUUCCGCUUUUCUUGUUCGGAAGACUUUGACACCGUCUGGACCAAAGGCAUUUGGUUUCUUCUUGGUAAACCUUUUAUCAUGCAGAAGUGGCAUCCCAAAUUUAAGCCAAAAAGAGAAAAUUUCACCUCUAUUCCAAUUUGGGUAAAGAUUCAUGACCUUCCCCUUGCAUGUUGGAACUCUGAAGGGAUUUCACGUAUCGCAAGCAAAAUUGGGAUUCCUCUAGCUGCGGACACUCUCACCACGAAGAAGACUAGGUUGACAUAUGCAAGAGUUUGUGUUCUGGUAGACUGCCAUGCAUCUUACCCUGAAGAAAUCAAAGUUUCUCUUGAUGGUGAUAUUGUUGCUCUCAAAGUUCAGUAUGAGUGGAGACCGUCUCCAUGUGCUCACUGUAAGUCUCUUGUUCACUUCUCCUCCUUCUGUCCUUCGAAGCCGCAGGAAGAGGGUGAUAAACCUAAUGGUUUUUCUAAUAAUCUACCUCCCCGAGGAAGAAGUCAUAGCAGGAAACCAAACAAUCGUUCCGUCUCUAAACCUCCUGCUGGAAACCUUGCUUCCUCUUCAUCCCCUGCUUUGGUCAUUAACUCUAGAAGUGAUCCUCCUGUCACUGAAAGUGCUCAAGGUCCUGUCUCACACUCUUCUCUUGUCCGUUCUGGUACUGGUAAUAUAAGCACUGCUGUUGAAAUGAAUGAGCUUGGUCAUGUUCUCCAUUAUCAACCUCAUUCCCCUUCUUCGAAAAACCCAAACUCUGACCAAUUUAUCUCUUCUCUUAAUGAUCUUAAGAGUAGGAUUUCGGAGGUUCAGGAGGAAGGUGUUGCUCUUAUCUCGGGACAAGCUAUACCCAACUUAAAUUCUCCAACUGCGGAUAACUCAAUUUCUACUGGGGGCAUUUCCACUUCUGUUGUGGAUUCUCAAGGUAUCAUAUCUCCAAACAGAUUUGAUCUAUUAAAAGAUAACGAGGAAGUGUCAAAACCUGAGGAUAACACCUCUUCUAUGAAUUCGGGUUGUCCUGGUCCUAAGAACAAGUCUUCUAUUAAACCACAAACUCAAGCGAAUGCUAAUGGCAAUGGGGGGAAAAAAUCGGCUAGGGGCAAGCAGUCUAAGAAGCCCCAAUCCUCCUCCUCCUCUUGA
Molecule: messenger RNA, 1458 nt
Organism: Dendrobium catenatum
Lineage: Eukaryota; Viridiplantae; Streptophyta; Magnoliopsida; Asparagales; Orchidaceae
Exons: 1
Coding region: 1-1458 (485 amino acids)
Source: RefSeq, a predicted model, not a curated record